AUGACGGCCGCCGCCCGACUGACCUUCCUGAGUCCACAGGUGCUGCGUGGGAUACGCGUGGCGCCUCGCUCUACAGCUGGCUUUACCAGGCACAGAGGCACCUUUGCACGAAGGAGAGGGAAGGCCAUUGAGCCUCAGCUUCUGAAGGCAGACCCAACUCUGAACCUUAAUACCUCGCAUCCUCUUAUCAGCGACAGCGCUAUUCGUCCUGAGACAUCUACAGCCACAACGACAGCGACAGCGCAAGAGCAAUUGCAGCCCACGCCCGACAGAUCAGUUUCGACCAACGAGACACAACCACAACAACCUAACAAGGAAAACGAGACAACAAAGGAGGAACAGGCCAGAAUGGCUCGUGAAGAGGCUAAACAGAGCGGACCUCUGGAGGCUGUACUACACAUGGAACCACCCGAGGCGAAGACGAAGACGACAAGACCUGGCCCAGCUAUGUCUCCACCACCAUACGUCCACCACUUUGACAGUUACUCGCUCGUGAAGCAUUUGCAGGGUGGGGGCUGGUCGCAGGAGCAGGCUACAACAUCAAUGAAGGCCAUCCGAACGUUGCUCGCGGAGAACUUGGAAAUUGCUCAAUCAACUCUGGUUAGCAAGAGCGACGUUGAAAAUGAAACAUAUCUCUUUACUGCAGCCUGCUCAGAAUUAAGCACCGAGAUAAAAAACAACCGAAGGCUCGAAGAGGAACAACUACGACAGCAACGCACGCACCUGCAGCACGAGGUUGAUAUCCUGGCACAAUCACUGAACCAAGAGCUUCACACAUUGAACGAUAAUGUGCGAGGCUCGUUCAACGAUCGGAAGAUGGCUGUCAGGGAAGAGCAAAAAGUCGUGGAGAGCGCUGUUCAACAAAUCAACUACAAAAUCAGCAGUGUACUUAGUAGCGAUGCAAAGUCUGAGAUUGAGGCCGUGCGCUGGAUUCUCAUCCGUCGCUCUGUCCUGGGCAUACUCUUCAUGGCAGUCCUCACAUUGGGAACCCUGAGAUACGCCACAUACGUGAGCCAUGAGCGACAAAGAGAAGUGAAUCGCAUCCAGAAAGAGGAGGAAGAGAAGAAACGAAACGGUGGAAAACAGGAUCGCACAAUAGAUGCGGAUGCGGCAGCGAUUUUGGCCGCCAACGGAUGA
Fusarium pseudograminearum CS3096 is the source of this 1137-nucleotide messenger RNA. RefSeq lists its product as uncharacterized. NCBI's taxonomy places the organism in Eukaryota, Fungi, Ascomycota, Sordariomycetes, Hypocreales, Nectriaceae. The transcript is spliced from 3 exons. Gene Ontology annotation, cellular component: mitochondrion. The record is from RefSeq and is a predicted model, not a curated record. The coding region runs from base 1 to 1137 and encodes 378 amino acids.